Psylliodes chrysocephalus is the source of this 5238-nucleotide messenger RNA. Lineage: Eukaryota; Metazoa; Arthropoda; Insecta; Coleoptera; Chrysomelidae. The record is from the annotation of a GenBank genome assembly.
GAAAAGUAAAAGGAGAAACAAAAUGGCAAUACAGUUUGUUGAAAUUUUUCAAACUUUCGUUAAAUUUCAGAAAAUAUAUUUAUAAUAUUGGCUCCGUUGACCAGGAAAAUAUAAUUAAAUAUAAGACCUAUGUGGUUUAGGUCAAAUUAUUAAUUUCUACAUCAUUCUUGUUAUAUCUUUAAAGAAUGGAAGACGAGGAUUUCGAUAAUAAGUCUCCAGUUGGACAGCUUAUUCAGCGAGUGAAUAAGUUGUGUAAAAAGCCCCAAAUUGAUGAACAACUAAGCAAUGCUUUGGAUGUGUUUCAAGAAAAAGUAACCCGGCAAAAAGCGUAUCUGAAUAAUGGUAUAUUUAAUAUUAAUUUUGCCGAAGCAGCUCUUUUUUUACAAAGCUGUGCCCAAUUGUAUGGUAAAAAGAUUGACCUAUUUUGGGACCAAAUAUUGGAAUUUCAUACUAGGCUAAUUGAAUAUGAUUGCCGUGAUCAGCAAGAAAAGGGAAAGCAGCUCAACAAUGACGUCAUUCAAAAACUGGAAGAAAGAAGGAAUAGAUACAAGAGGAAGAAAAAAUUCAAACUCACAUUGGCCGAAGGCAAUACCAACGUUGAUGAUUUCAUUUUCGAGAAGGAUACAGAACUUGAAGAACCCAUCGCCUUCGAACCGGAUGACGAUCUCUACAAAGCUUGGCGCAGGAUAGAGUGCGAGAGUCAUGAAAUAACCAAAGUUCCUAGAGCGAUCGUCAAGCAGCAAAGAAGGACUUACAGGAUGAAGAAUUAUUACAUCAUGAAAAAUCAAGAUUGGGAUAUUUUCGAUUCCGAAGAUGGUGAAUUUAACACGAAGUACAGCAGAAUACCGGGUUGGCACAUUAUUUACCAUCUAUUCGAAUAUAAUACGUUGGGUUUAUUGCCUGAUAAGUACAACACCAUAGCGACUCUUCGUCUUUGUUGUUAUUUGAGAGCGCAGUUCAUGCGAGAUAGAAAAAUACCUUUUAACGCACCCUACAGUCAGUACAAAGAAGAAUAUCUUGCAUACAAAAAGCAGUUCUUUGAGGAAGAAGCCAAGAAAUGGCAAAACAUGCCUUUGGACACGAUGGCCGACCUCAGGAGGCAGUUGCAGUACCUCGCUCAGAAAGAGCGCGAAGAGGAAGGUGAUCCGCCCAAAAAAACUUGGGACAUACCUCCGUUUAUGCACAAAAGCGGGUGCGGUUAUGAAGGCUGUACGGAAUGUUCGGAAGAUAGUAAAUCGAGCAUCAUAACAAUCGCGGAUUCUGUAGAUAAGGAAUUCGAUGAUGGGUUUUUUAAAGCAGAAACAGCCAAACUUGAUGUGACUGUUUCUUUAGAAAAACUAUCCGCUGACAUAGUUGACACGAAGCUAAGGCAGGAUUCCGGAUUUUUUGAUCUUAGCGAAAGCGACCCAUCCGAUGCUUCCCAACUUGUUGACGCUAGUAAGAUAGAAGAUUCUACAAUAAAUGAUCCAUCGAUAGUAACAGAAAAAACUGGCGAAAGUGACAAAACGACUGAUUUUUCCGCUGAUAAACCGAACGAUAGUUCAUUAGAAGCUGAUAAAACCACUGAUGGGACAGAUGAAAUAACAGAUGCUUCAGCAGAAGCUAAUACAGCAGCUGAUGCUUCAACAGCAGGCGAUAAGGUAGUUGAUGCUUCAACAGCAGGUGAACAAGCAACUGUAACUUCAGCAGAAAGUGAUAAAGCAAUUGCAGCAGAAGGUGACAAAGCAGUCGAUGCUUCAACAACAGAUCCACAAGCAACUGUAUCUUCAGCAGAAGGUGAUAAAGCAGUUGACGCUUCAACAGCAACUGUAUCUUCAACAGAAGCUGAUAAAGCAACUGCAGCUUCAGCAGAAGGUGAUAAAGUGAUUGAUGCAACAGCUGAAAAUUUGAUGGGUAAAGAGAAUGAAGGACCAAUGGAUGACGAUGAUUUUGAUACUAGGAGCAUUAUGAGUGAUCACGAUUACUGCCGGAUGCCGGUUAAUGUUCUUAAAGAAAAUAAUAUGAAUAAGCAGAAUGUAAAGCAAACGAAUGAUGAGAUGGUUCCCAUGAGAACGAAAGUUAGGAUAGUUCAGAAAGUUGUUUCACCAAAGAUUCCCAAAGAAAAGAAAAUUGAUAAUACUCUAAUGGGCCCACCGCCACCAAAAAUAAGAAAAUUGUCUAUAAAGCAAAUGGAAAAACUAUCUAAAAGCAAAAUAAAACCGGUAAAGGAAAUGAAAUUCGAAAAAUUCUUCUCCAUGAAUUACCAACCUCAAUUAGGAGAAGGAGACAUUCGAGUUGUCGAAUAUGAGUCUGAUGAAGAAGUCGAACCUGAACAAGUGCUGGCGCCCGAUGAUGACGUUCGUUCCAUCGUUUCCGACCACAACUAUUCCCAAUUACCCGAUAUCGAGAAUAUUCCUAUUAACGAUUCAGGUUUCGUUGAUGAAACUAUUGAUAAAACUCCUUCCACUGCUACUGCUCCCGCUGAAAGUACAGAAGAGAGCGGGGUAGCCGACGAAGGUGACGGCGAUGCCGAUCAUGAUACGCCGCCGGAAAACGACGAAGAAACGCCGAUGGAAAAUAGAUUUCCCGAGGAAAGGCGAGCCGUAGAUCCGGAAUAUCAAGCCGAAUAUGAAAGAUUACUAGCGCAAUUGCGAGAAUCCAGGAGGCAGCUGGGCGAAGAGUUGACGAUAGAUCCGGAACGAACGGCAACGGAGCGACAACUCAAGGAACAAGAAAGGAAGGAUGCUAAAACUCGAGUGCAGCAAUGGAGAGAUACAAUAACCCCUAUUCUAAGGGAUUUGAACGAGAACGAUUUCGACAUUCACGAGUACGGCAGUAAGGUCAUGGAAGGUAUGGAAGUAGAAGAAAGUAAACCAUUCAAAACGAUCAUCGAUGGUAAAUCUACCGUGGAGGUUGUUCGCCAACUUUGCAGGGAAAUACCGACUGAUGCGAACAGUAAGUAUGUUUGUAGGUAUUUCAUUGCGUCCUUGCAACUGGCGAAUACCUACAACAUCGAAAUAUGCGGCGCCAAGAAGGGCGAACUAUCCAACGAGUCGUUCAACGUUAAAUUGUUGAAAAAGGACAGAUACCACGAACAUUUGGCCGAGUACCACGCGCCCUCCGAAGAGGAUUUCCGAAAAAAAUUGAAAAGACUCAGAGAGAUGCAAAGCAGACAAAAUGAAGAUGAGUACGAUGAAGAACCACUUUCAAAGCGACAAAGCGUCGAAAACUCGAAUAAAAGAAAGAUACAAUCGCACAACACCUCUUCCACGCCAAGUACAUCUCAAGUUCCCUCCACUUCUGAUACGCCCAAAAGAUACUCAGCCAAGCGCUCGAAGAACACCUCAAACGCCGCCCCGAAUCCCGUCAAAGGGAAAAACAUCGUGGUAAAACUGACUCCGGUCGUUUUUCACGAUACGCCCUCCACGUCCCGAUCGCCGUUCGGCGUUUGCGAAACCUCCGAGCAAUUUUGCGAGGAGCUGGCUAUCGCGCAGGCCGAAAACCCCGAGAGGUUCUCGACACCGCAAACGCAGCGGCCGCUCAGGUCUUUGGAGCCCAUCGACUCCAAUGUUCGUUUACAAUUUUAGUAGUGAUUUUUAUUCAGGGUUUUGUAGAUACUCGGGAUGUCUAUCGAAUUUGAAUUUCAGUAUACGCAGAUACAUAUCAGUUCAGUUUUUUUAAAUUCAGGGUGGAUUUGACAGUCGAAUAUUGCUCACUCUGUAUAGUAAUAAUUACACUGUUGAAGGUUCUUUUUCUUCUCAAACCGACCACUAAAAAUUGUAAUGUUGCGACGUCGCUUUCUUUUUCUGAAAUAUAUAGGGUAUGAUCUGAUAUUAACCAACCACUAACCAGGAUUUUUUGACAGCGGUUCCUGAACAAAUCUAAUUUGUAGGUUACUUUAGGCGUUUUCGGAAACUUACUUGGAUCAGAAAGAUUAUAGAUCUAAUUUUUCGUUUACUUAAGGUUACUAACACUAUCUGUGUUCGAAAACUAGUAGAUUACUGAUCCAGUUUUAUGAUCGGGAUCAAUAUUUUGUAAUCCACUUUGCGAGUAGAUUAGUAAUAGAUCCACAUGCGCACCACAGGAUUUUAUAAAGGGAUAACGCAAUUUUUUGAUGUCUGGUGUCGGCCAGUAGUAGCUUUGAAGGUUUUUCUACAUUUAAUUACUUAUAACUUGCAAUGUUUAUGCCCAUAUUGCGAUUUUACUAACCAGAUUUCAAAUGUUUAAUUAAAAUGAUUCGUUAACAAAUAAGGGUUGACAGUUACGCGGAAAAAGUUAAAGAUUGGUAAACGUUAAUAAACUGUCGGCACUAAGUUCAGUGAUCCACGUGAUCCACCGGGUAAACCCAGUAUUCUGGAUUUAUCUAUAGUAGGAUUCCGAAAACGCCUAUUUGGAUCACGGCCAAAAGUUGCGUCACUUUUGUGACAGAUUUACAUUCGACUUAAUGGUAACCGUAAAAUAUACCGGUUAGUGAAUUGACGUUUGAGUCACCAUUUUCAGGUAACCGCGUUCCUAAUUUAAUCAGUUUUUCAGUGUGAUUAGUUUUGAGCAACCGAUAUUUCGGUUAAUAACGAACCAUAUAAUUAGUGAAAUGUCAUUUAUAUUUCAAAUUUAACCAAUCAAAAGAUGAGUAUUUGCAAUUCUUAAAUAAGGUUGAAUCAGACCCAGGUAUUUAAAAUGGACUGUAGUUUGAGACAUACCUGUUGACUUCCUGAUAUGUGCUGGUUGCUUGAAAGUGUGGUUGUAUUCAAAUUCACCUAAUACUGAACAAUGCUGUAUUAAUGAACUUUUAAAAUAGUGUUUUUUUAUGCAAAACAUGGUUCACACAAUUAUGUAUUGGCUUCUUAGCAAAAGCUGUGUAUGAGAGCUCCUUUCUUAUCAAAGGUGUAUAGUAGACUGGGCCAAAAAAAUAAAACAAUUUUUUUUCUUAGCGGAACUAUGAAAAUAUUGUUCAUGACGACAAAAAAAAUUUUUCCUGAAAGUUUGAGCCCUUAAUAAUAAUAUUAAGAGGUGCAUCAUUGCAGUUAUUGAUUUUUCAACAGUUGUCGCGUUCUUUCAUAAAUUUCGGACUUGGUCAAUUUUAAAAAAAAUUUUCAUCUCUUAUCCUUGUAGGAAAUUAAAUUCCCCACAACAAAGCUCUCUUAGUAAAUUUUCGUAAGACGAGUCUAUUCUUUGUAAUCUUAAUAUUUAAGUUCAUUUUGGAAAUCCCAAAUGCAAAGUGAAAAAUUGAAAAUAUAUACCAAUGUUUAAGGCUCGAUU